AUGUCUCCUGCUGUUAAUACUGCGACUCCACAGGACCCCAUAAUUACUAUGAAAAACGCCAGCGCCACUGAUGCGUCUUCUAAAGAAAAGAAAACUUUUGAAUAUGAACAUUUAACCUCGGUGCCAGUUGUCCAUCCAAUUCCCAUUACUGAGAGGUUGAGCGCCGAAGCCGCUAGGAACUACAAGCCAAACUUGCCAGGUGGCUUUGAAGAGUACAAGGCAUUGCACAAGGAAUCAUUGGAAAACCCAGCCAAAUUCUACCAUGAGCGGGCUCAGCUGUUGAAUUGGUUCAAACCAUACGACCAGGUUUUUAUUCCAGAUUCUGAGGGGAAACCCACUUUCGAAAACAAUGCCUGGUUCACCAAUGGUCAAUUGAACGCCUGUUACAACUUGGUCGAUCGUCACGCGUUCUCCCAACCAGAUAAGGUUGCCAUUCUGUAUGAAGCUGACGAGCCGGGCCAAGGUUACAGCUUGACCUAUUCCGAGUUGUUGGAACAAGUGUGCAAAGUCGCACAAGUUUUACAGUACUCAAUGAACGUCAGGAAGGGCGACACUGUCGCAGUGUACAUGCCCAUGAUCCCAGAAGCCUUGAUUACCUUGUUAGCUAUUACGCGUAUUGGUGCAGUGCACUCUGUCGUGUUUGCUGGUUUCUCUUCAAACUCCUUGCGUGAUCGUAUCAACGACGCUUAUUCGAAAACUGUCAUUACCACUGACGAGUCUAAAAGAGGUGGUAAGACAAUUGAGACGAAACGCAUCGUUGAUGAAGCUGUCAAGGAAACUCCCCAAGUCACUAACGUGUUGGUCUACAAGCGUACGCACAACAAACAUAUCAGAUAUGUGCCUGGUAGAGAUUUGGACUGGGAUGAAGAAUUGAAGAAAUACAAGUCUUACUAUCCUUGCGAACCUGUAGACUCAGAACAUCCAUUGUUCUUGUUGUACACUUCAGGGUCGACUGGUGCUCCAAAAGGUGUCCAGCAUUCAACCGCAGGUUACUUAUUACAAGCGCUUUUGAGCAUGAAGUACACUUUUGACGUUCAAAAAGACGACGUGUUCUUUACCGCUGGUGAUAUUGGCUGGAUCACUGGUCAUACAUACUGUGUUUAUGGACCAUUGCUUUCAGGGUGCACAACUUUGGUCUUCGAGGGUACUCCAGCUUAUCCAAGUUUCUCUCGUUAUUGGGAAGUCAUCGAUAAGUACCAGGUCACCCAAUUUUACGUAGCACCUACCGCUUUGCGUUUAUUGAAGAGAGCUGGUGACUCCUACACUGAAGGGUUUUCCCUCAAAUCCUUGCGUUGUUUAGGUUCCGUUGGAGAACCUAUUGCUGCCGAAGUUUGGGAGUGGUACUCAGAAAAGAUCGGUAAGAACGAACUACCUAUUGUAGACACGUACUGGCAAACCGAAUCUGGUUCCCAUUUGGUGACACCAUUAGCAGGAGGUGCAACUCCGAUGAAACCAGGUUCGGCUGCUUUCCCAUUCUUUGGUAUCGAUUUGGCUGUAUUGGAUCCAACCACGGGCGAAGAACAAACAGGACAACAUGCCGAAGGUGUCUUGGCGAUUAAAAGACCAUGGCCUUCCUUUGCUAGAACUAUUUGGAAGAACAAUGACAGAUUUUUGGACACAUACUUGAAACCAUACCCUGGCUACUACUUCACUGGUGAUGGUGUUGCCAAGGAUAAGGACGGAUUCUUCUGGAUCUUAGGUCGUGUGGACGAUGUUGUUAACGUUUCCGGUCACCGAUUAUCAACUGCUGAAAUUGAAGCCGCCAUUAUUGAAGAUGAUAUGGUAGCUGAGUGCGCGGUUGUUGGAUUUAGCGACGAAUUGACAGGGCAAGCAGUGGCAGCCUUUGUUGUGUUGAAAAAUAAAUCCAGUUUAACCGCUGCUAGUGAUUCCGAAUUGCAGGAUAUUAAGAAACAUUUAAUAUUAACGGUUAGAAAAGAUAUUGGACCAUUUGCUGCUCCAAAGCUAAUCGUUUUAGUUGAUGAUUUGCCAAAGACUAGAUCAGGUAAAAUUAUGAGACGUAUCUUGAGAAAGAUUUUGGCUGGAGAAUCUGAUCAAUUAGGAGAUGUUUCCACCUUAUCUAACCCAGGUAUUGUAAAACAUUUGAUUGAUUCGGUGAAAUUGUGA
This is a messenger RNA of Kluyveromyces marxianus DMKU3-1042, 2124 nucleotides long. RefSeq names its product acetate--CoA ligase 1 (gene ACS1). Gene Ontology annotation, molecular function: AMP binding; acetyl-CoA synthetase activity. The coding region runs from base 1 to 2124 and encodes 707 amino acids. Gene Ontology annotation, cellular component: cytosol. The record is from RefSeq and is a predicted model, not a curated record. NCBI's taxonomy places the organism in Eukaryota, Fungi, Ascomycota, Saccharomycetes, Saccharomycetales, Saccharomycetaceae. The transcript has a single exon.